AUGGCUGGUUUUUUGCCUGCUGAAUCCUCUCAUAGUGAAAUGAGUGAUGUUGGUUCUUAUAAAGAUGGGCAGGACCGGCCAGAGGAAGGAGCUUGUUGGUACUUUUAUAGAAAGGAGAUUGAAGAAAAUUCUCCAUCUAGACGAGAUGGCAUUGACUUAAAGAAAGAGACAUAUUUACGCAAGUCAUACUGUACUUAUCUACAAGAUUUGGGUAUGAGACUUAAAGUGUGA
Messenger RNA from Prunus armeniaca (apricot), 231 nucleotides. The record is from the annotation of a GenBank genome assembly. Lineage: Eukaryota; Viridiplantae; Streptophyta; Magnoliopsida; Rosales; Rosaceae.